Messenger RNA from Asterias rubens (European starfish), 5952 nucleotides. Its product is annotated as nucleoporin NUP188 homolog. Gene Ontology annotation, cellular component: nuclear pore inner ring. Gene Ontology annotation, molecular function: structural constituent of nuclear pore. The transcript is spliced from 49 exons. The record is from RefSeq and is a predicted model, not a curated record. The coding region runs from base 37 to 5574 and encodes 1845 amino acids. Gene Ontology annotation, biological process: RNA export from nucleus; protein import into nucleus. NCBI's taxonomy places the organism in Eukaryota, Metazoa, Echinodermata, Asteroidea, Forcipulatida, Asteriidae.
UCUUUUUUUUCCCAUGGUGCAUUUCAAAUUCACAAAAUGGCGCCGGGCACAACACACGUUUGGAGAUGCAAUCAUGAGGUGUUACAGACCAUCACUGGUCGGUCAGCCAUAACAGCACGGACUCUGAUCGCAGAGGAGCUAACAAACCACAAGCCACUACUGCUGGAUGGCUUGCUGUUCUACAAGCCACACAGUGAGGAGGCAGAGAAGAAGCUGACGGCUGAUAAGAAUGUUGGUCGUCUGGAGCGCCGAUUCCUUCUGCAACUCAGCCAGUUUCUUGAUCUGGAUGCGGUGCAGUGCAAGGAACUAUUUGAAGCGUACAUCCUGAGUGCCUUCCGAGGAACAGGUGCACAGCUGCAGUCAAUUCUGAAAGAUGAGCGAAGUGUUCAGGCGUUACUCCAAAAGGUAUGGGAGUACUACCACACGGAACGCAUGAUGCUUCUCCAUUGCAUCAAACACCUUUUCAGUUUCCAUACAGAUGUGGACCACCCUUACCAGGAGCAGUAUUUGGGGUGUGUCUCGAAGCUGGAGGAAAAGAAAGUAUACGAGAGACUUUUGAAGCAGUAUGAGACCAGUUUUAAUUCCCCGGUACCCACCCGUCACAAGAGGGGUCCUCUAAUGAGUGAGAGGCACAGCAUCAGAUGGUGUCUGCAGGGUCUGAGGGAACAAUGUGAGCUUCUUGAGAUCAUCCUGCUGUAUGUCCGCGAUCAAGACGACCCCACUCAGUAUCUCCUACCUCUCGCACAACUCUUUCAAAAACAAGGUUUUGGGACGAGGCAACCGUAUCGCUAUCUUCUAGAUGCAGAGGACCUAGCUCAUCAUCUCACAGCACGGAUUGGGUUCUUGUGUGGUAUGCUACUGAUCGAGUGCAUGAAUCUCUACAUGCUAAUGACAAUGCCUGAAAAGGGAAGCGCACCAGUGCACACUCUGACCUCAAAUAAAAAGCUUACUGGGGAGCUAACGUCGAUAUUCCAAAGCCUCGGUGGCCAGCCAGCCCACGGGCCGGUCCUUUUGGCCUGGUUGGCACUGAACGGCACCCUGUGGCCGGAUCGCGACAUGGCGCUGGUACGCAAGCUAGGACAGCAGGCUGUUCACCUGCAGGUGUUUCGCUACAUGGCCGCUCAGCUCGACGGGUUACCCAGCCAGCAGAACUCGGUGAUCACCUUACUGUGCCAUGUUGUUGUGUACACCCUUCUAACGAUAGUCCUGACUCUAUUCUGUGAAGACACCUUGGGUGGUCGACAGGAUUUGAUAGAGCUAGCCUGCCAGCUCCUCAGGCAACCCCAGCUUUGUCAAGAGUUCUGGGAAAGCGACAUUGAUGGCGGUAUAUUCUCCCUCCUUCAGUCGUCAACCAACAGCUUCCCCUUGGAUUUUAAUCCGCUCCUAAAGCUUCUCACUCAGCUGGCAAGCGAGGGCAGCAGACAGGUGCUAAUGUAUGUUGAUCGUCUUCCUACGUUCACCGAGCCAUUGGACAACAACAGAUCAGGUGAUCUUCGGAGUACCAAUAAGAGAGGAGUGUUUGAGCUGGUGCGGGACAAGGUAGUCCUGCCGGCAGGUGAUCACUGCGCCGGUUUCAUCAUACAAGCUGGUACUCUUGGAUGUCAAGUACAGCAAGAACGCGGUGAACUGAUUCGCUGGGAUUCUGAUUUCAGCGGAUGGGAGUUGUUUCAUUGCCUCAUAGACUGGCUCCUAGUCCGAAUACGACAAGGGAAUAUCCCUUCAGCCGUCCAAGUCGGCCAAGCUGAAGCCAUCAUAAACCUUGUGACCCAAAUACUGGAAGCUGAUUGGUCACUGGCAUCCAAGCUUCGGCCAAUCACAGACUGCCUUUAUCCAUUGAUUUCAAGUCUGUGUACGUUAACACAACCGCCUCUCAGUCUGUUGGCAGCCUGCAUCAAAUGCAUCACAGUCAUGGCAGCCCACCAUCCCAAGCAGGUGUGGCAGAGAAUACAGAAGAUAGGGUUCCUUCCGCACACUGGAAAUGUCUACAGUGACGUCUCCGUUGCAAUCAGUGGUGAAGGCAUCUACCCAGCAGAGUACGGCAAGCUACUCACAGGCCAAGAGCAGCCGACUGGAGAAUACCCAGUCACUUUAGAAUUCCUACGCCUCGUCAUGACACUCCUGAAGGGACUCUGCACAUCGGAGGUAAACACAGCGACCUCGCAAGAUCUCCUUGCGUGCGUCGUCUUCAUACAGAGGGAGGUGUUCGCCGCGUUCCACAACUGGAGAUACGCGCGCUUUGAUGACAGAGAGAAAGUCGGUCAGUGCAGUUUGGAUAUAUUUCACGUAGCACUUCAUGUUCUGCCAGUCAUUGGUAAGCAAUCAUCCACCGUCAUCAAAGCUGAAUCACCUCGGCCGGGCAAAGACGUCACUAAGAGCGCUGUCUCGGUGCGAGAGACCUGCUUGCAUGGAUUCCUGUUCACGUCGGCCGGGGAGGCGUUGCUGUAUAUCGUCGCAUCCGGUAUCGACACCCUGGAACAAAGAAUCAUCGAUCAAGGAAGUAACUUUGACGGCCCGGCCGAGAGGCUCUCCCAGCUCAUCAAGCUCUCUCUGUCCAUCUUGAACCGUCUUCUCCUCCUGAAGCCUCGAGACCUACCUCCUUGCCCCCUGGAGCAAGCCCUGACCUCUCACACCACCGGGCUACCCCAUCAGCCUCAUCUCAUUGGUCUGAUCGCAGGGUACAUCUACCAUCGACACGACCCAAAGCUGCCGACGCUGGCAACGCUGCUUCUGAAACGAGUCGCCAUGGUGGCUCCAAUGUCAAUAUUUGGUUGUCUGGGGAGUCAAGCAGCAGCCAUUAGAGAUAUCUAUCUGUCUCGCCUUCAGGCUCAUUCAGAGGAUGAAAGGUUAAAGGUCGGCAUCUUGGAGUUGCUGACUGUUGCCGUGGAAACCCAGCCAGGACUCAGCGAGUUAUUCCUGAACUUACAGAAGGUCAAACCAGGUCAGGUUGAGGAGGGAAAGGUGGGCGGUAGCUCCGCCCUCCCAUCGUCUACCCCUAAGUUUGAGAUUGGUGAGGUGAGUUGUCUUCAUGCUGUACUGGACGCCAUUGAAGAAGUCAAGCAGGGUACAACUCAUUGUCCACCAGAUCUACACUGCGCUGCUCUGGGAUUCCUUCAGGCAUUAUGGGAGGACUGCAGAGAGUCGGCGCUGUCUGUACUACGAGCAAGGCCAAAGUUCUGGGUUGAUGUCACCGCUCCAUUGUUCAAAGACCUGCCACCUAUAGAGGGCAGUACACAGAGUAUGAGCACCAACAUCAAGAUUUGUGCCUACGCCUUCAAAAUCUUGACUUUGGAGUGCUAUCAUGUAUCCAGUGAAAAUCUUGAAGAAGGUCUGAAGGUUAUAUUGAAGAAGUUGAAGCAAGAGGGUCGCUACACGUACUGGUCGGGGUGUAUCCGAGGUCUGCUGGAGUCUGAAGCUGGUCACCUGACUGACCUAGAGGAGUAUCUGAUCAGAGAGCAUGAACUCUUGGUUCUAGUCCAGGCCUGGCGGACUCUACUCCUAGUCACUACCUCCACAAAUGGAAAGGCCAUCGAGAUGUCGGAUGUCAAAGUUCAAUCAGCUAUUCUGAGUGACAUUGCCGCCUGCAUCGACUCUCAGUCGUGUCUGUUUGACUCUGUGCUGAACCAGAAAGCUUGCUCGUUGCUGUCCAAUCUCUACAUGUCACUGCUGACCCACUGGUCGAGAACCCAGACCAGCCAAUGGAAGCACGUCAACACGCUGGUAACCGUGCUGAAGAGAAUAACGAACUCCGACUCCCCCGGUCUCAGCCACGCUGCGACGUCCAUCAUGGCUGCACUCACCACGCUCCUCAAACAUCGCACCAGCAAACAAGCUCUUCAAGUAGAAACGAUGGAGUCCCUGCUAGCGAUAACAUCUCUUGCGCUACAACAAAGCAGCAUGUUCUACCUGAACCCACCGAAGAACGCAAACCACGCCGGACUCGUGAGGGAUUCCGACGAGGGCGCUGUUCAGGGGUCUGGGGCGGCAUCCGACGCUUCCCACAACGGCCAGGAGAGGCUGAUGGGAACCCGGGGAACGGCCAAUGGAAUGGAUAUGAGAGAGAAAGACUUCACUGGUGCCCAGCAUGCUUCUAAAUAUUCGAUGCCAACAGUUGCUGCUUAUCUCCUGGAUGAAUUACUCGUUGGUGAGAAGUCAAGGACUGAUGUCUGGCUCCCACUCGUCAGACAGCACGGCAUCUUGAGUCUUCUGCUAACCACCUUACAGUCUUGCAUACAGAUUAAGAGAGGCAUCCAUUACACUGAAGCAGUUCUUCUGUUGCUCUUAGACCUAGCAAGCAUUCCUGAGGCAGCAGAGUCAAUCAUGGUCAGGGGUCUCGUUCAGCAGGUUUGCCUGCCGUUACUUCAACUUCACCAACAGAAUGGAGAGGCUGGUCUGACGUGGAACAAUUCAUCCAAGCCAGAGCAAACAGACUCGUUGACGUGGCCGUCCAUCUAUCGCCAAGCCGUGUCCGUCAUGACUGUCAUGCUGGGUACUUUGAAGCAUACUUUCCUCCAAGACGCCCUGGACUUCUUCGGCGUACAUCGUGAGCGAAUGAUGAAGUGCCUAGAUGCCGUUCAAUACAACCAGAGCAGACCUUGCCUGAUGGAGGUGGAGACUACCAGUGCCUUCAUCUACCGUCUGUCACUCUUCGCUAAGGACCUCGGCUGUCAUAUGAAGACAUGGGAGCUUCAGGCUCUACUGUUUGCCCUGACGUCUCUCACUCAUUGCUGUGUGGCGCUACUCAUCAGACCAAGACUACUUCAGUAUCUCUCGGAGAAGAGUAGCAAGAAUUCUGAGCUUGGUAAGCAGCAGCCGACUGCUCUAACGAUGAGAGUGACUCCAUUGAGACUACGUCAGCAGGUAACAGCAACGGACCUUACUGAUAGUAAGAUCACCCCAGAGGUCCAACACAUCCAAACUAGAUUGCUGGUGAUACUCGGACACAGUUUGGCUGCUCUGAGACAUUUUAGCCCUGACCUGCUGACCAUUCUACUCAACCCAAGCGUUGAUGUUUUGGAGUACCCCGUUCUCCUGAGUCUAGGGUUCAGUACCCCGGCUCUAGAUCAGGAAAUCCAACCCUCCUUCGGAAUGCUACUGUCCUGUGUUAAUACAUGCGUCCAACUCCUGAAUAAGCUGGAUUCCAAUCGGACUUUAUCAGUCGGUGAAUCCACACCCAGUAUCUUGGCCAUCGCUGGGCCGUCCGCCCCAAUCCAACAUCGAUGCAUGGACAGAUCCGUUAUCAUGUUUGUUCUUGAGACGGCGGUGGAGUUGAUGAUGGUACAGGGUCUACGCUGCCUCAAGGACCCAUCGCUUCCGAUCAGAGACAGACAGCUCCUCAAACGAGAACUGGGAACCGAGCUGGGUACUUUCCUUCAGUGUCUCCAGCGCCAUUUCCGCCGAGGGGGUGCCCCAACCUCUCCGAGUUCGGCCAGUCCCUCCAGUAUGCUUCGCACCCCGUCAUACUCUGCCUCCUCCUCUGUGCUCUCCAAGUCAAUGAGCCACGCCCUUUUCUCUGAAGCCCCCGAGCAGGCGUUUUUUCGUGUCGUGCAGCAUUUUAUGCAUCAGAUCUUACGGUAGCGCUGCCACGGAGUACCAGUUAAAGAUGAUAGCCAGGAUUCCAUCAAGGGUAGCCUGCUGGACACUAACAAAGUAAAAUAUAGCUUGGAAUCCAUCCAUUCUAUCAUAGGGAUGAAACAGAACUUAUGGUUGCAGUGUGUUUGGGUAUGAGCCAAGAAAGAUUGCCCUGCUGGGCACUAAGAAAAGAAAAUAUAGCCUGGAAUACAUUCUUUUCAUCAAGUAUUUAAAUCCAUUGAGCUUCACCAUAGAAACGGACUAACAACGAUGUACGUAUAUAUGGGUAUAUGGGUAUCAUGUACUAUGCGUGCCUCUUGCACUGCCCUGCGCCAGACACAAAAUACAAGCCCAGAUGGUAAAAACUUGUGUAAGUUGUAUAAU